CCGGAGUGACACCUCGCCUCUUUUUUAAUUCCGGUUCCGGUUGGACAAAUUUCGAAAAAUCACAUGAUUAAUAAUCUAAUGAUAAGUCGCUUCUCAAGUAGUAUUUCAAGAUUUUCACAUACUAAGUCUUUUAUACAUAUAGCAUUUACUCCAAGGUCCAUACAAGAGGCAUUUUCUUUUAAUAUUUCAAAGCUCACACUUCGUUCAAAAAUGACGGAAGCUCGAGGACUUUAUCCAGAAAUUGAGCCAUUCGAUAGUGGAAAACUGAAGGUUUCAGAUGUACAUGAUGUUUACUACGAACAAUCAGGAAACAAAAAUGGCAACCCGGUCAUAUUUUUGCAUGGUGGCCCAGGUGGAGGCACAGGUCCUAAAGACAGACGGUUCUUUGACCCUGCAGCAUACAGAAUAAUACUGAUGGACCAACGCGGAGCUGGUAAAUCAACCCCUGCAGCAGAACUCAAGGAUAACACUACAUGGCAUUUAGUUGACGAUAUCGAAAGUCUAAGAAAGCAUUUGAAUAUUGAGAAAUGGGUUGUUUUUGGAGGGAGCUGGGGCUCAACUCUGUCAUUAGCUUAUGCUGAGACCCAUCCUGACAGAGUAAAAGCAUUGAUCCUAAGAGGAAUAUUUACAUUAAGAAGGAGUGAGCUGAUUUGGUUCUACCAAGAAGGUGCAAGUCAUAUUUUCCCUGAUGUCUGGGAGAAAUAUCUGGCCCCAAUCCCAGAGGUAGAGAGACAUGAUCUCAUGAGUGCGUAUUACAGGCGUCUAACAGGGAAUGAUGAGGAGAAGAAGCUAGCUUGUGCCAGGGCCUGGAGUACAUGGGAAAUGGAAACCUCAAGGCUGAUGCCAGAUCCAAACUAUGUCAAAAGAACAGAGAGUGAUAUUUGGUCAUUACAGUUUGCCAGAAUUGAAUGUCAUUAUUUUGUUCACGGCGGAUUCUUCAAGACUGAUGGUCAGAUAUUGGAAAAUGCUGAUAAGUUGAAAGAUAUUCCAGGGACAAUAGUGCAAGGUCGUUAUGAUGUGGUUUGUCCUGCCAGAACUGCAUGGGAGCUUCACAAGAGAUGGCCAUCGGCUGACUUCCAAUUUGUUCAUGACGCUGGGCAUUCUGCAGUGGAAUCAGGGACAACAGCUUUACUAGUUCAGGCAGCAGAUAAAUACAAGAAUUUAUAGGACACAUCCUUUUUAGCUCAGCAAUCGCUCAGUUAUUCUUGUUCACUCUAAAAUAUACACGGAUUGCAAACUAUAUGUACCAUGCGAAUAUUAUGGACACUGAUAGAGUUGUUUCUCCAACCUCAAAAAAUUAACUAUCAAUUCAUAUUUUAUGAUUCAACCAUACUGAAAAUUCAAUUGAGAUACUUUGAGAAAGUAAAUUAUAAAUGAAUGGCUACUCUACUUAUUGAAACUAUAAUAAUGUCAGUAUUUUGGCAAAUCUGCAAUAAAUGAUAUUUUUGGAAUAAAACUAACAA
Owenia fusiformis is the source of this 1463-nucleotide messenger RNA. The record is from the annotation of a GenBank genome assembly. NCBI's taxonomy places the organism in Eukaryota, Metazoa, Annelida, Polychaeta, Sabellida, Oweniidae.